Molecule: messenger RNA, 3266 nt
Organism: Punica granatum (pomegranate)
Lineage: Eukaryota; Viridiplantae; Streptophyta; Magnoliopsida; Myrtales; Lythraceae
Source: RefSeq, a predicted model, not a curated record
UCUUCUUCCUUUUUUCUUGCUUUUCCUUUUCCUUUUCUUCUUCCUCUUGACAGAGUCGGAACCGAGCCUGCUGCGAUCCGACCCGAGCCUGCCGCACGCCAACUCCUCUGCGCACGCGACUUUUCUGCACACGCCAACGAUUUCCGACACGCAAACGCCGACUCUCUCUCUCUCUCUCUCUCUCUCUCUCUCUCGUUUUUUUUUCGGGACAAAACCGAAGCUCACACGAAAAAUUCGGGGGACUCAGACACGAAGAAAUUUUUCCCACAGCUCACGCUUUCCCUCAGCUCACCCACGGCUGGAAACCUCCGAGCUCGAUUUUCCGGAAUUUCCCCCAGCUCGGACGCCCAUCUCACACAUUCGACGUUCUCUCUCGGAUCCGAAACCCGCAACUCGCCCACGGAACGACUCCCUCAGUUCAACCUCGAAUCUCUCGGCUCCCUCACGCCCUCUCUUCCUCUUGAUUUCUUCGCCCCCAGCUCACCCGCGACCUUCGGAUCUCUCACCGACUUCGCCCUCGGCUCGUCCGGACUCCCCAGCCCGGAGCUCUCCCGCUCUCCCUCGCCUCGGCUCCCUUGGCUCCUCGUCCGGCCUCCAGUUCGCCUUUCGCCGCCACCCGAGUCGCUCGGCCGCCCCGAACCGAACCCCUCCUCCUCUGUUUCGUUAUUUUUUUUUUUGCUAACCGCCGGUUCCUCCUCUCCGGGCGAACACAGGUAGCCGCCCAACCGCCCGGCAGCCCAGCCAUUCGGUCCGGCCCAGCGGCAGCCGUUCAGCCCGGUUCAGCAGGGGUCCAGCCCAGCCAGCAGCGGCCCAUUCGGUCCAGCGAGCAGUCCGGCUCAUUCGGCCCAUCGUGGCCCAGCUGCUCCCUCCUGCGGCCCAAUUCCCUUCGCGGCCCAUUACCCGCGCGUUCGGCCCAGUUCGCCGCGCCCGGCCCAGCACUCGUCCGCUCGGCCCAGCUCCCGUCCAGCCGGUCUGCACUGUUCAGACCGCCUCCAAUCCGGUCCAACCGCACUGUUUCCGACUUAAACCGAGACUAGGUAACCAUAACUGGCGCCACAUCGUUAUCCCACUCGUCGGCAAUUGAGGAUGGCGCAAAACAACCAACCCGCUAGUUUCGAGGAAAGCACUCCACCAACGCCGGUCUAUUCUCAGCCGCUCAUGACUCAUGCACCGCUACCACCAACCCUUGCGGGCGCGCCUCCGACACACUCGGGAGUAGUUCCACCACCAGUCCCAUCGCCGGAAACUCGAGCACCAUCCACCUCCACUGAUGGUGCCCGCAUCGUCACAUUGGAAGGCGACAUCACCACAUUGAGGGGUACGAUCAACCAGAUGGCUGCUGACAUGGCCGAGCUCAUGGCCUUGCUCAAGGGCCCAAACCGCGCCUCCUCAAACUCUACUCCGCCUCCGGGGUACGAGCCAACGGUCGACCCUAACCCUUGGGUCCCGCCGACCCAUGCUCCGGAAGGUGUUGAAGCACCUACAAUACACGCACCGACGUGUCACCCGGCCAAUGUCCCUCCGCCAUCGGUGACUCUCUCGGCGGUCAUUCCUCCUCCACCGUCGGAUCCGACCACUCUUGUACCGCCGCCGAUGUCCAUAUCGGUUCCGGCUCCUGUUUACGUAGCUCCUCCGCCGAUGGUCUUCCCGGUACCAAACCUCCACGCUCCCGUUUAUACAUCCAAGCCUCUCACAUUCCAAGCUCCACAACCCCAUAUCAACUUCUCCUACCCAGCACCACCUCCCGUAAAUAUCCCUGUCUCUGAACCAAACACGCCAACUCAGGCGGCCUUCGCAGCUCCACUAACAAAUUGUCUCCUAGAGACGGAGGUCGAGCAGGAGCAGAGAUUGAAGAAGAUGGAAGAGAACAUCAAGGCCCUACAAUCAGGUGGAUCUCGCCUCGAUGCCGGCGAUGGCGAUUGGAUUCUUUUCCCGGGCAUGCGGCUACCCCCGAAGAUUAAGGUGCCUGAAUUCCAAAGGUACCAUGGCACGACCGACCCUCGUCACCAUCUCCGUCACUACAGGGGAAAGAUGUUGCAGUACUGGGACUACGAAGAGUUCGUCAUCCACACGUUCUGGGACAGUUUGGCGGGAGCGGCUCUUGACUGGUACAUGUCACUGAAAGCCGCGGAUAUCCCUACAUGAGCGGACCUAUCGGGUAAAUUCAUCGACCAGUACAAGCACUGUGCAGAGACGCCCCCGACCCUGUUGGAGCUCAGUACAAUGGAGAUGGCCGAUGACCAGAGCUUCGAGGCCUACGCAGUGAAGUGGCGGGCUAGAGCGGCGAAGCAUGUCCCCCCGAUCAGUGAAGCGCAACAAAUCCAGUUAUUCCACUCCACUCUCACAGGGGCCUACUACUUGCACCUAUUGGCCCAUACUUCCUCAUUCUCCAGUCUGAUCGACGCUGGGAAGAAGCUUGACAUAGGCAUCAAGCUUGGGAAGAUAGAAGGACCGACUGGAAAGGAGAGGCAGUCACCAAAGAAUGCCACUACUGCGCCAUCACCAACGAGUAACAAAAAGGGCAGAGACGCGUCCGUUAAUGCCGUCAGCCUUGGACGCCAAACACCCAUGCCGUACCAGCAGCAAUACCCGGCCCCGCCGAUUAACUACUCGGCGCUAUUAGCUUACCCUCCGCCACGAGCCCCGCAACCAUAUGGUUAUAAUUACGCGACUACCUCUCAUUGGGCAUCUCCAAAUGGGCCCCUAGCUUUAGGAGCUCCACCAACGGCUCAACAAGCCCCAACCUUGCAACCUCGACAAGGAGGGCAGGCCAGGCCACGUCUGCAAUACCCGCCUUUGCCGAUUCCCCAGUCACAAGUCUAUCGCCAACUUCUGGCAGAGAAGGAAAUUAGACCCGUGGCCCCUCAUCCUCAGUUCAAUCCCGCGAAUCAAGAUCAGAAUCUCCGUUGUGAAUACCACAUGGGUGCCCCGGGGCACACUACGGACGAUUGUUACACCCUUCGGGGCAAAUUGCAGGAGAUGAUUGAGAAGAACCAACUCUCUUUCAAUGAAGUCAAGCCGCCAAAUGUCCAAGCCAACCCCCUCCCUGACCAUGAAUCAAAUUCUGAUGCGGCUAUCAAUCUAAUCGGCAUUUGCCCUAGCGGCAAGGACAAGGUCGAAGAGGAAAAGCUGAUUUUCCCAUGAGACUACCUACAUAAAACGUUCCCUACGUGCAGUCGAAACUAUAAGCCGCACGGCGGAAGAGGAUUUUUUUGUUGUUGUAACGCAAAUGUCGAUCUUAAUGAAAAUAUCUUCGCAUGUUUUUG